Molecule: messenger RNA, 1173 nt
Organism: Lodderomyces margitis
Lineage: Eukaryota; Fungi; Ascomycota; Pichiomycetes; Serinales; Debaryomycetaceae
Exons: 1
Biological process (GO): oligosaccharide catabolic process
Molecular function (GO): alpha-amylase activity
Source: RefSeq, a predicted model, not a curated record
AUGACUAUUGACUACACCUGGUGGAAAGAAACAACAGUUUAUCAAGUUUAUCCUGCUACCUUUGCCAAAGGGUUAAAAGGAAGAUACACCGGAGGUGACAAAACAUUUGAUGGUGCUUGUGGUGACAUUCUCGGUAUUACUUCCAAGUUGGACUACUUGAAAGACUUUGUUGAUGUGAUUUGGCUCAGUCCUCAAUACGACUCACCACAAGACGAUAUGGGGUAUGAUAUCAGCGACUACCAAAACAUCUACCACAGGUACGGUACUAUGGAAGAUAUGCAAAAGUUGAUUGAUGGGUGUCACGAGCAAGGUAUCAAAAUUAUCGCUGACUUGGUGAUCAACCACACCUCUUCCGAGCACAAGUGGUUUAAAGAGUCCAGAUCCUCAUUAGACAACCCUAAGAGAGACUGGUACAUCUGGAAGAAACCAAGAUACGACGACAAGGGAAACAGAUUACCGCCAAACAACUGGAUGUCCUUUUUCUCUGGCUCCGCUUGGGAGUAUGAUGAGACUACCGAAGAAUAUUAUUUAAGAUUAUACGCCGCCAGCCAACCUGAUUUGAACUGGGAAAACGAAGAAACCAGAAACGCACUUUACGACACUGCGUUGAAGUUCUGGUAUGACCGUGGCAUUGAUGGGUUUAGAAUUGAUACAGCCCGCUUGUAUUCAAAAGAUCAACGAUUCCUUGAUACGCCAAUUGUCUUUGAAGACCAGUUCUACCAGCCUAGUAUAAAGUACACCACAAAUGGACCACGAAUCCACGAAUUUCACAAGGAAAUUUUUAAGAAGGUCACUUCACAUUAUGAUGUCAUGACUGUUGGUGAAGUAGGGUCCUGUUCUAGAGAGGAAGCUUUGAAGUAUGUCAGUGCUUCUGAGAAUGAAAUGAAUAUGAUAUUUUUAUUUGAUGUUGUUGAUAUCGGGUGGGACAAGAGCGACAGGUUUAGGUACCGUGGCUUUAACUUGAAGGAUUUCAAAAAGGCAGUCCAAGACCAAUGUGACUUUAUUGAGGGAACAGAUGCAUGGUCUACCGUGUUUAUAGAAAACCAUGAUAAGCCGAGAAGUGUCACUAGAUUUGGUGACAAGAAGUAUCACAACAAAAGUGGUAAAUUAUUGGCUCUUUUGCAAACCACUUUGACUGGUACUUUGUUCAUCUACCAAGGCCAGGAGAUUGGU